CCUGACUCCAGGCCACCGUAACGUCUCUCUCUGACAAAAACAAACGAUUCCCUUGCAGCCUCUGAGGCACUGAGCACAGUCCAGCAGCUUAUCCAGAGAAAUAAACUUGAACUUCGCCAAAGCAUACUCCUUUAUGGCCAAGCUCACUAAACUCCAAGUAACUCUAAACUCUGCUGGGAAAAAAAUGUGUUUUGUACCCAGAAGUGUGGGAACUGGAUGUGUGCCAGGCCAGCGCUGGUACUACUGGGUCUUUGUGAAACGGGGACAAAUUCAUUUUGGUGAACAAAGUGUGAAGUCUUUUCAUCUCUUAUUUCUCGACAUUGUACAAACGUAUUGUCACACUUUUCCUUCCAUUUCCCUGUGUGUGUACAUACAUGUGUGUGCCCGUGUGUGUGUGUGUGUGUAUAAUAGUGUGGAGUCAGUGAAUGACGGCCUUUUCCACACGGUGGAGCUGCUAAUCCAGAACCACUCUCUAAGUCUGGUGGUGGACAACGGUGCCCCCAAGAGUCUGGGCAAGCUACUGCGCCAGCCCUCCAUGGACCACAACACACAGCUCUACAUUGGAGGCGUGCCAUCCCAGGUCGUGGCGUCUGUCCUGCGCCCCAGCCCGGAGCGAAACCCACCCCUGUUCAACGGCUGCAUCCACAACGUCCGCAUCAACAGUGACCUCCAAGACCUGGGCGGGGUGGCGGGCCCCCGGGGGGCACAGGGGGCCCUGCCAGGGUGCCACUCCUGCAGCGUGUGUGCCCAGGGGGCCUGUCGGCAGGAGGGGGAGACAGGCGUCACCUGUGAGUGUCCUCCCGGGCGCACAGGAGUGCUGUGUGACCAGAGGACUGCCCCCAGUCCCUGUCAGACCAGCAGAUGUGUGCAUGGUUUGUGUGUUCCCAAGGACUCAUCCUACAGCUGCCAGUGUGCAGAGGGCUACUCUGGCCUGUACUGUGACAAGAGAGAAGAACCUCCAGGCUGCAGGGGGCACCACUGUGGCCAUGGGGAGUGUAGGAUGGCAGAGGGUGGGGAACCUGUGUGUUUCUGCCAGCCUGGCUACACUGGCCCUACUUGCGACACAGAGUUAACCUGUCAGGGCGAAGCAGUGCGAGAGGUCCUGAAGCGCCACCAUCCAAUGAAGACCUGCACGUCCACUACCAAGGUGCCCCGGGUGGAGUGCCCCCGUUCCUGCCUGGAGGGACUGUGCUGUGGCCCUUCCAAAAGCCGCCGGCGGAAAGUCUCCUUCCGUUGUACGGACGGCUCCACCUACUCUGAGGAGAUGGAGACCACCCUGGAGUGUAGCUGUGCCAAAUGUCCGUUGUAACACUGAUGCUGCCACCACACUGAGCACCACCAUGUCAGUCACCCAUCACUGCAGAAAAAGAAGAAAAAAACACCCCAUUUCACAAACGCGAAAGUUUCAAUGACAAAAAAAAAAGGGACUUGUUUUCUGUAGCUGCUUUGAGAGCGAGGGGAAAAGAAAAUAUAUUGUAAAAUAAAAAACAUAGAACUUAUUUUUAUUAUGGCAUUUGUUUUUGUUUUUAAGAAAAUUAAAAUAAAGAGAAGUGUUAUGUUUUUAUAAAAUGAUGAAGUAUAAUGUUUCAUAUGAGAAGUUAUUUUGUACCGUUAAAGAAAACACAUGAAAAACAAAUGCUAACGUUGCUAAAAGUAUAUGGAAUCUAUGUAUAAAUAUAAAUGUAUACCCUAACCCUUAGAGUUACAGUAUUUACUAGCGUAUUGCAUGUGUGGGGGCAAAGGGAGAGAGAUAGUAAUGAAAGGACACUGAUAUACAGUGGGCAAUUGCAAAGCUGCAAGGAAGAGCCUGUUGCUGCAAAUUUCCAGAGGACAAAGAAAGAUGGCAAUCUUUGUUCUCAUCGUACGGAAGCUUAAAGAAUUCUACCACCACGAUGCUAAGAGGAAAGCCAGAUUUUACAAUGGACCUCAACUUUACCUGACAGCUACCUACUAGUGGAUACAAACUCUUGUCCCUGAAACUCCAAACGACUGUUGUCUAAUGUGCCAUAGGAUGUGCAUUCAUAAUGUUCACCGUUUAAUUCGCUGUUGUGCCCCAGCUAUUCCAAGAUAACUGUCACAAAUCUCCUCAAGUAGGAAAAUCUGUAGCACAUUUGUAAUAGCGAGUCUCGCCUAUGCGGUUUUCUCCUUCAGUAUUACUGGUAUUUGUUCAAAGACAAGAAAUUCAUUAAGCUUUACAGAUGAAAUUUGCGUGUAAUAUGCAAUGCAUUUCUAUUUGAAAGGUCGGUGACUUUUCACUGUCUUGGAUGAAUCCCUGAUUUUGACAUCCGCAGGAUGACUGUUUUUAGACCAAGUGGCCAGGAGGGGGAGCCAUAUUUGGACUCAUCCGUUAUACCCGUCCUACUAACACUAUUAAUUCAGUAGCCUAGAUGAAGACCAGAAGUUCUGUAUAACAACAAGUGAGGAUUCUUGUCAGCAGAUUCCUAACUUUGUCAUGUGUAAGGUCAUUGUAUUGAUCGGGAUGAAUCUCUCGCCUCAAACACUAAUGGAUUGUGUCUGCCAUGCCCAGACUCUACACAGCAUCAAUCAUAAUGCCUUGCAAUCCAAUUUAUGAGUAUUACGUUAGUUGUAUUAGAUGUUACAACAGACAUGGAGCUUUUCUAAAUAAUGAGUUUGCGUGUGAUGAUAAAUACCUAUGUUGAAUGUUGAAAUUAAACUACCAUGAAACUA
Messenger RNA from Hypomesus transpacificus, 2688 nucleotides. RefSeq names its product slit homolog 3 (Drosophila) (gene slit3). The coding region runs from base 134 to 1309 and encodes 391 amino acids. The record is from RefSeq and is a predicted model, not a curated record. The transcript has 4 exons. Lineage: Eukaryota; Metazoa; Chordata; Actinopteri; Osmeriformes; Osmeridae.